AUGACGCGCGUUUCGGAGUGUCACAUCGGGCAACACGGAACUUGGAUAACAGAAUGCUGUGAGAAAAACCAAAACAAAGCACUGCUCGAGAGAUUAAUUACUCGAUUUUCACUAGAAAUUACCAUGGAAGGCUGCGAAGUGAAGAGUGUGAAAACCCAGACACGAUCGAAAUCACCCACCGGAAAGCUCACGAGGAAAAAUUUGCCGAAAAGAGCUCAAAAUUACAGUAAAGAGCAACUCCUGCAGGCCAUGAAGAAGAAGAAGGAGUGCACAGCUAAGGCUCAGAGCGUCGUGGAGCGAUGUUUGGAGAAGGAAGUGGAGGAAACUGUCUUCCUAUCGUCACUGCAAGACAUCAAUCAGUGCCACUAUGAUGAUAUUGUGGAGGAGAGAGUUAUUCUGCACCUCUGCGGAUAUCCUCGGUGCCCAAAGGAGUUGAUGGAUGUCCCCAAGAAGCAAUUCCACAUCUCAACUCACACAAAUAAGGUGUAUGAUAUCACGGAAAGGAAGAACUUUUGCAGCAAUCAGUGCUUCAGAGCAUCGAAUUACAUUAAGGCUCAACUCCUGACCAGUCCUCUCUGGCUCAGAGAUGUUGAAGACAUUCCAGUGUUUAAGGUCCUCGAAAUAGAUUGA
Molecule: messenger RNA, 630 nt
Organism: Phlebotomus argentipes
Lineage: Eukaryota; Metazoa; Arthropoda; Insecta; Diptera; Psychodidae
Product: putative RNA polymerase II subunit B1 CTD phosphatase RPAP2 homolog
Exons: 2
Coding region: 1-630 (209 amino acids)
Cellular component (GO): cytoplasm; nucleus
Molecular function (GO): RNA polymerase II CTD heptapeptide repeat phosphatase activity; RNA polymerase core enzyme binding
Source: RefSeq, a predicted model, not a curated record